ACACACUGAACCGCCAUUGAGAGGAAAGGGUCAGAAAAACAGUCCGAUACUGCAGUCGCACGUUUCUCCUGUCCCAACUCUACAGUUAGACUUGCGCUGCUUUUUACGAAGAGUUCAAGCUGUAGUUUAUUUUUGGUGGAUGAUUGUAGUUGGCAUCGGGCGUGUUGUUUCAGGCUCAGACGUGUUUGAGCAGAUUGUACAAGUAACGGGCAGCGGACAGCCUGCUAACAUCGCUGUAACGAGGCUUCUGCUAACGUUUGCUAACCUGGCUAGCGGCACGGAGCACACGGGCUGAGCGCUGCUCGGUGCUGGGCAGGGGGGGCAGUGUGCCUUUAGUGGCGUUUGAUGGAUCCGAGAAUAGCCUGGUUCCAACCAGAACAGCGUGGACCAGCUAACAACCUGUGGAUGCAAAUUUGGGAGACGACACAAGGGCUCGGGUACCUGCAUGUAAAUACCAGCUUCACAUCUGGGUCUCCAAACGGGGCGUCCGGAAACAGUUGCAGAAACUGGGCUCCUAAUUCCAACAGUGGUAUUCCAAUGGAGGACGCAGAAAUAACAGGACAACAAGACUUCAUACCACUAGAAAGCAACAGCAACCACAACCACCGUGCCUCGGGCAGGGGCGGUGUUGGAGGAGUAGGGCAGCUGGGGAGCGGAGUGCUAUGGAGAGGGCUCACAGACGGACUGUCCAACAAAAGGAAAAGGGACAACAAAGCUAGCACUUUUGGAUACAAUUCCAGCCUCCUGCACACUGGCAAUGGCCCUAACACGGGAAGACCCACUGAAUACACGGGCACGCCAUGGAAAGUUCGAAACUACUCUGAAGGAAUUGUAGGGCUACAUGAAGAGAUAACAGACUUCUACAAAUACAUUUCCCCACGACCAGAAGAAGAGAAGAUGAGACUGGAGGUGGUUGACAGAAUCAAAGCAGUCAUCCACGACCUGUGGCCCAGUGCUGAGGUACAAGUUUUUGGGAGCUUCAGCACUGGUCUUUAUCUCCCAACAAGUGACAUAGACCUUGUUGUUUUUGGAAAAUGGGAAACUCUUCCACUUUGGACACUGGAAGAGGCACUUCGGAGAAUGAAUGUUGCUGAUGAGAACUCUAUUAAAGUUUUGGACAAAGCCACUGUACCUAUUAUCAAACUGACUGACUCCUUUACUGAGGUCAAGGUGGACAUUAGCUUCAAUGUUAAAAAUGGAGUUAAAGCUGCUUGUCUUAUAAAGGAAUAUAAAGAGAAAUACCCUGUUCUGCCUUAUUUGGUCCUGGUGCUAAAGCAGUUUCUGCUGCAGAGAGACCUUAAUGAGGUUUUCACUGGAGGAAUCGGCUCGUACAGUCUGUUUCUCAUGGCUGUAAGCUUCCUACAGCUUCACUAUAGAGAAGAUGUAUGUAGUCCCAAUAUCAACAUUGGUGUCUUGCUUAUUGAGUUCUUUGAGCUCUAUGGUCGCAAUUUUAACUACCUGAAAACAGGCAUUAGGAUAACAGAUGGAGGCUGUUAUGUUGCCAAAGAUGAGGUACAGAAGAACAUGAUGGAUGGAUACAGGCCUUCCAUGCUCUACAUUGAAGACCCUCUGCAGCCAGACAAUGAUGUUGGGCGAAGCUCAUAUGGUGCUAUGCAGGUCAAGCAGGCAUUUGACUAUGCGUAUGUGGUUCUCAGCCACGCUGUGUCACACAUUGCCAAGUACUAUCCAAAUAAUGAGACUGAGAGUAUUCUUGGCAGAAUAAUCCGUGUUACUCAGGAAGUUGAUGAGUACCGAGAAUGGAUAAGAAGCAAUUGGGGAAACCAAUGUAAAAAUGAAUUGCCACUUAACAAAAAUGAUGUACUAUCCCAACAACUUGAUGAAUGCAACAACAACGUUCCAAAUGAGGAGGAUGUUGCCCCUCAUAGUAAACAGUCUUCCAACUCUUCUUCACCGUCUCCAUCACUACGCUCCUCUCCCUCGUCCUCUCCUCUGUCACCCACAUCCUCAUCCAGCUCCAGUGAUGCUGACUCUGAUGGCACACCAUGUAAGACUGCUAAACAGCAGCCUUGCCGGAGCUUGGUACCUCACAGAGAAAAGUCUGUCUCUGUAGCUAAUCAUCGAACGAGUCAUAACACUACCACUACAUCUACAAGCAACAAAAGUGGAAAGGCAAGUUACGUUUUACACAAGGUGCAUGGGGCAGUAUGUCAAAAACCUAUCUGUACCCUUUGUUUUACUCACAGGCCAGAGCAUCCCGUCUCCAUCUUAAGAGCGGUCAUCAUAGUCAGAAAGGCUCCCCUGCCAGCACCAAAGCUCAUGAGAGCAGCCGGCCACAGCACCAAGGCAAUAGCAAGAAGAGGAAAAAUGUGAGAGACUCUACACAAGAAGACUUGUUUAGAUAGGGGCCUGCUCUUGACUAACAUGCCUCUGUUACCAGUCUUCUUCAGGAGGUUGUUGAGUUUAUUACAACCUUCCGUAUUGUUGUUCGUUAUGUUUUUGAGGAAGAAAAGCAACAAUUUAAAACAAAGUAAAAAUAACAUUUUAUAAAGAGUAUUUCUUCAAACUAAAAUGAAAUGGAAAAUUGAAGCUCAUUUAGUCAGCACCAUGCCUCUUGCGCCUCCUGCUGUUCAGGAAAUGAUGAACAAGGGGUCUCUUUUUAACUCUGCAACCUGGAACUGUGAGCUUGUUUAUUAAAAAAAAACAGGAUCAAGGCUGACGAAAUGGCAAAUGACCUUCAAAAAAAAACAAAGCUUUUUGAACAGAAACACUGACUACGAUAUUUUGACAUAAAAAGCAAUCAGCACACUUGGGACAACUUGUGCAUGAUAUCUUUCGAUUGGUGAUUUUUUUUUUUUUUUUCUGCAAUGGUUUGUCAAAAAAGUUAAAAUUCCCCCCAAAACAAAAUGUUUCAUAAACUUUUUUACAAAUUAUAUUGAGGGAUGUGAAAACAUGCUCAUAUUUUUUCCACAAAGGGGAAGCUCAUUUCUUUGCCAACAUAAAUCAUCAGCAUCUUUUGCUAACUUCUGGUUUAUUAGAAUGGUUAGCAGUAAGUGUUUGACUGUUAAUACAUUUUCUUUAUAUAGCACGGUACAAUUUCUAAGCACAGACAUAAUGCUUUAUAACUGGGCUCUGGUUUUGUAGGUGCACAGUGACUAUUGCAAGUGACAAGGCAGCUGGGUUUUUUUUUUUUUUUUUUUUUUACCUGAAAAUCCUCCUUAUGUUAAACUGUUCUAAUUGGUGAUCUCAGUGCAUUUGUCAUUUACUCAAGAUGACAGCAUUUUAAGAUAUUACUAAUGUGUGUGGUAUUUGAAUGGUACAUUACUGCCAUAGUUAAAAUAUACAUGCAUUUUGUAUAUUUGUCACUUAAAAAGGUGCCCCCGCUGUAGUAUCAAAUUUUCAUAAUGUUUUUUGCACCUGGGAAUACCUACCUCUAAUUAUAAAUGCAUUCGCCACAUAUUUUCAUUAAUUAUAAGCAAUACUUAAAAAAGAGACUGUGACAUACUGAGAGUAAAAUGUCACUCAAUCAAGAUAUUUUGCUCUGUUUUAGAAAGUGCAUUUGAUGCCCAUGCUGUUGUCUGGCUAUAAUCUGCCAGUUUGCCCGCUGUAAUAGUGCCCAGACUCCGAAAGAAAACACAUGAAACAUGUUGGCAAGAUUUUACAAUUCAUCUGUAAUUUACCUAACAAAUCAUUUGUAUUGUUGAAUAUAUUUAUUUUUUUAAGAAUUAUAUGAACACUUAUAUGUGUAAUAGCGGUAAACUGGUAAAGCUUAAGUCCCGUUUGCUGGAUUGAAAGGUCUGUUGUGGCAUGUAUGCCAAUGUUUUUUUUUGUUGUUUUUUUUAGAUUGUUGAGUGACCAAGUUACUUUUAAGUUUUAAGAGACCAUUUUACAAGUCAGUAUCAGAGUAUCUUGAUGUGGCUGGUCUACUUUAAAGGAAGAUUUUUAAAUUAUACAAAAUGUCUAUCAUAGCAAGUCUCAUUUGUCCAGCACCAGUAAUCUGCAGUACAAAAACUAACCUGUAGAUGGAGCCAUUGGAUCAGUCAACCUUUUAAACUGCUUAGAUCAAUGUUUUUACUUUCCUGAUUUAUAUGCAGCGUGUAAGAUCGGUUUGUAAUAGUGAGUUGGCAGAUGGGGCUGCCGGUCACUUGAAUGUCUGCCCUUUUAAAGGCGGAAGCCUUUAGUUUAAACUGUUCAACUAUACUCAGCAUAUCUUAGAUUUAUCUUCAGCCAUUACAAUUCAUGCAAUAAAAUUGUGCAAUGGAA
Molecule: messenger RNA, 4221 nt
Organism: Periophthalmus magnuspinnatus
Lineage: Eukaryota; Metazoa; Chordata; Actinopteri; Gobiiformes; Gobiidae
Gene: tent4b
Product: terminal nucleotidyltransferase 4B
Exons: 11
Coding region: 346-2331 (661 amino acids)
Biological process (GO): RNA 3'-end processing
Cellular component (GO): TRAMP complex; nucleolus
Molecular function (GO): poly(A) RNA polymerase activity; mRNA binding
Source: RefSeq, a predicted model, not a curated record